UUUCGUCUUGCCCUCAUUAUUUAAUGACUUAUUAAUAACUAAAUUAAUAAUAAUACGUCAAACAUCAAAAAUGAAACACGGAAAACAUCACAAAAAGAUAGGCCGUAACUUUAGUCACCGAAUGGCAAUGUUACGAAACAUGGUUUCCUCUUUAAUUGUACACAAUAGAAUAAGAACCACUUUACCGAAAGCUAAAGCGGCAAGUAGACUAGCUGAGAAGAUGGUAACAUGGGGAAAGAGGGGGGACGAACAUGCCAAAACUCAAGCAAUGAGGUUUCUUCGGGAACAUCGUUUGACAAUUCCCAAACUCUUUAAUGAGAUGGCAGAUCGUUAUCGAACUCGUGAAGGAGGUUACACACGCAUCCAUAAACUAGGAUAUCGUGAUGGUGAUAAUGCACCAAUGGCAGUUUUAGAAUAUGUGGAUACACCAGAAGAUCUAAAAUAUUCUAUGCUCAUAAAACGAUUAGCAAGAAUAGAGCUUGAGCCAUCUCUUAGAGUAUCCCCUACAAUAAUUGAAGAUGGACAAGCUCCAAAAAUGGAGAAACGAGAUUUUAAAAAAUCAUUGAAUCAUAUUAAAGGACAAAAAAAAUUUGAUAAAAAUGUAGAAAAAAUGAUGAAAUCACAGGAAAUGUCUAAGGAUGACCUGGACAAAAAAGUUUCAACUGAAAGUUGCAAACUGAGAGCAAGAUUAGAAGAAAAGAAGGUCAUCUUUCGUACGAAUCAUAUUAAAUAUACGGUGUCGGAAAAUCUUUAGAGUUAAAAUAAUCUUGUUGAUAAAUAAAAAUACAAAUAUUUAAAAUAUACGGUCAAACAUGAUUUAUUCCUCAUGUACAUGGGGUCACAAAAAUGAGGAUGACGUGAAUUUUGAUGUAAUAUUUUCCUUUUUAGGAAGAACUUGCAUUAUAUAAUUUGUUUAAUGUAUCAAAGAGC
This is a messenger RNA of Rhizophagus irregularis DAOM 181602=DAOM 197198, 930 nucleotides long. The record is from RefSeq and is a predicted model, not a curated record. Lineage: Eukaryota; Fungi; Glomeromycota; Glomeromycetes; Glomerales; Glomeraceae.